Messenger RNA from Magallana angulata, 8952 nucleotides. RefSeq names its product protein still life, isoform SIF type 1-like. Gene Ontology annotation, molecular function: protein binding; guanyl-nucleotide exchange factor activity. Lineage: Eukaryota; Metazoa; Mollusca; Bivalvia; Ostreida; Ostreidae. Gene Ontology annotation, biological process: activation of GTPase activity; small GTPase-mediated signal transduction; positive regulation of axonogenesis. Bases 577 to 6207 code for a protein of 1876 amino acids. Gene Ontology annotation, cellular component: synapse; membrane. The record is from RefSeq and is a predicted model, not a curated record. The transcript is spliced from 28 exons.
AUGUAUCAAAUUGCAAGCAUUUCAUUGGAAAUGGUUGUGAAGAAAGCAGUUUUAACUUUCUGAGAUUUUUUAUUGUCUGCUAAAGACUGGCUGCAGGAAUUUCACUGAUUCAUCUGGUGUUUAUAUAUAUUGUUCCAAUCCCUAUACUGCCUCAGAUUCAUUUAGCAUUGCUUCUCUCAGAGAACCGAUUUCUCAUCCUUUACAUCUGCGCUUUAAAGACAUGAUGUCAGUUUCUGCCGUAGGAUGAGUUUUAAUGGCUCCGUGAUGUGCAUCAGAAAUUAAAUUCCAAGACCAGAAAAAAAAUGGGAAUUUUCCUCCAGGGAACGCAAGAAAAUUAAUUUUCUGUGUUUCAUUUUGGCUUCAGAAUUCAAGCUUGUAAGUGAUGGUGCUGGUCUGAGUAGUGUGAGAGUUUGUGACAAUUGACACUUGGGUUUUCAGGUUCCGUCGGGAGGCAGGCGUGUGUAUUGAUUUCUGAGGCUGCCGUCUUCUGCUCCGAUUCUAGGAUGUUUAUUCAAUAGAGAAGAAGAAUUAUUGAAUGGUUGCUUUCUGGUACAAAAUGAAGCGUGGCUCUGAUGAAUGAUGGGAAACAAACUGUGUGCUCCGUUGCUGAGUAAGAAGCCGUACCGAGAGGACCAGUAUCCAUGGCAACACAGCAAAGACUCCCAUCUUCUCAGAUUGUGGGCCGAGAUUUUUCGAGUCCAUGGCGACGGGGACUACAUGAGAUGGGAGCGAGUGUCGGCUGACGUCGUCCCGAUCAACAUCUCUUGUAUCCAGGACACGCCCUGUACCGUGUUCCAGGUCACCGCCUACAAUAAACACGUGGAGAAAAUCUUUGAUGUCAAAAUCACUCAACCAGGGACCAUUAUCUGCCCCGCCACUGAGAGCUUCGUCCACUGGAGAGACACGACUGAUCGCUGUGAGUGGGGACUGAAUUUCACUACCCCUACCGAUGCCCAGCGGUUCAGGGACUGUUGUACUAACCCCACCCAGAAAUUCUCUCGGAAAGCUAACUCAGCCAGCUCUCUGAGAUUGAGUCCACCCAAGAAGUUGAGGGGGAAGGACCAGUCUAUCUCCUCCCCUAACUCCCCUACACACUAUCACUACCCCAGCAGUCAGCCUGACCUCAGAGCCAGCACCACCCAUCAUCACCCCCACCACCACCCAAGACAUCAACAGGAGGCAGGGACCACCCAACACAGCCACAGGUCAACGUCCGCUCCCCACCAGCUGUCACAUGACCCAUCACAUGGUCAGUCACAUGACUCUCUGACGGACAAGAAGGAGCGAGCGGCCACCAUCCCCCGGGGUCUCACUGAACCUGCCCCGGAGCUUCAGACGUUUAAGCCAAUAGGAAUCCUCAAACCACCAUCGGCUUCCUCCGUUUAUGAUAAUGUGACAGGUGCUGUGGUUCUACGAAAAACAAACAACUCCCAUGAUGCAUCACACAGGAAGUCUAUGCCAGCAGCGGUCUCCUUCGUGGACCACAAUCUGUUAAGUGAAGCGCGACCAGCAUCGGCCAUUCAUUUCACCCACAAGUUUUACCAGACUCAGGAGAGGGAAGAUUUCCGCCCAGGAAACUCUGCUCGGAGCAGUGACAGAGGGGAGAUCUCAAAAAAGUCCACCCGGCCUGUCCACAUAGAGACCGCUUUUAUUGGAGACAAUUCUUCUGUGACCUUCAAAGAGGAUCAAGGUCAUCAGGUUUCAUACAUUGACACCUCUACGAGGGUUGUGGCACCAAAACCAACGCGACCUGAUCCUAGUCACCCUGGUGCUUCCUCUGAGUUCACACAAGGUCAUACAGGUGAAGAGGUCAGAUCAUCACCUUUGACCCCUGGAGCAGAGGGUCACCAAUCUUCUCUGUGUGAAAAAAGAGAACAGGAGACUGAAAAUUUUCAGGGGGAACAUUUGAGUGAAGGAGAGAAUUACGGAACAUCAGGGCCGGUCUACAGAGUGUCUGUGAGCGCUACAGGGGUUAACGGUGCUCUAACUGUCUCCAGGUCAAGGUUAUCUGCAUCCUCCUCGGAGUCCCCAGAAUGGCCUUCACCUCCAGAACCUUUGACCCCCAUGACCCCGCUUACCCCUGACUGUCAGGUGGAGUUUGACAGUGACGUGUUAAAGCGUAUGUUACAGUCGCUACCUGUGUCACCCGAAGACCCAAACACCAUGGAUCACGGUUUCCAUGACGAUCCCAAUGCGUCGCCCAAAUCUAAAAAAUCCGGACUGGCUCGAGCAAAGAGCCUAAAUACACAUGAUAGAGUGAAGAAACAGAAAAAUGAAAAUCAAACCUCGAAAAAAGGGGAUCAAAGUCGGACGAGUUCUUACUUUAACAACAACAAUAAUUCGAAGUCUCGACAGACUCGGCUCCUGAUCGAGGAGGAGCUGAGGUUACGAGACAAGUGUGUGCGGGACAGUUACGGAGCGGAGAGCUAUCCGGACAGCGGGAUAGGCGGAAUGUCCGUGGAGAAUGCUGGGAGUGUCUGGUCAGGAAACAGGCUAGAGGUCAAUCCCUCGACUACAGGGGCUGGGUCGUCUGGAGCCAGUAGUCGUGGCAGCAGUAGCAGUGGUCGUCAUAGCGACCUGAUCAAUCAGCUUGGUGACACCUCUGAACUGCGGCAGUACAACCCCACAGAGCUGUGGGAGGAUGAUGGGGCGGAGAGUGACGAUUCUAUCCACACGAUGACCGAGGCUGAAGCCCGAGUUUGUCACCGACAGAGUGGGGCCAUCAGAAAGGCAGGAUGGCUGGUGGUCAAGAAUUGGCUGGUUCACAGGAAGAGGAAGUUGGAGCUGGCUCCGCGCAGGAAGUGGAAGCGUUACUGGGUGUGUCUGAAGGGGACGGUGCUGUUGUUCUAUGACUGCAGCGAGGAAACGGCGGUAACCGAGGACAGCAUACCACGACAUAUACUUGUGAUAGAGGGUGCUAUUGCCCAGGCAGUUCCUGAGCAUCCAAAGCGAGACAACAUCUUCUCGGUCAGCACUGCGUUUGGCGAUGCCUAUCUAUUUGAGGCGACAUCACCAAUGGAACAGGAGAGUUGGAUCUGUGCCGUCCAUUCAGCCUGCGCUUCAUCGUUCGCUCGGCAACAUGGGAAGGACAACACGCUUCGACUGAUGAAGAAAGAACUUCACAAACUGGAGACAAAUAUUGAUGUUGACCUGAAGAUGAGGAAGAUGGCAGAGCUUCAGCUGACAGUGGUCACCGAUCCUCGAAGUCGGACGGCAAUCAUCCGACAGAUCGCCCAAUGGGAGGAGAAUCUGGAGAAGUUAUUUAUAGAACAGUACCGGUUCCGCUGCUACAGCGCCUCACUGCAAGGAACAGAGCUCCCCAACCCCAAGGUGCUGCUGGGUAGUGCUUCCAAGACGACCAAGUCGACCCUGGGUCGCCUUGGGGUGUUCACCGUGACCUCAUUCCAUGCUCUGGUAGCCGCGAGGAAACCCCUGACUGUCCCAAACAUCUACGGGAGGGGGAAGCACCAGGGAGGGAUGCUCUCCCCGCGAGGGGACGGGACAUUCCGGUACCACAGGAAAACUGUCCACAACCACAGUCCAGAUACUCACACGGUGUACAAGGCUACAGACAUUGACGAGGUGGUCGCUGAUCUAUACAUGGACAGUCCCGAGAAUCUGUCCAUCGUGUCAGACCCAGGCUCUCUCUCCGAGACCGUGGCCCUGCCCAAUAAUCAGACUCUGUUGGUGAAGGUUAACAAGCAGAGUACGGCCCAGGAUCUAUUGGAGUCGGUCUGUAACAAACGACAGCUCGACCCGCUGGACCAUUACGUACGCAUUACGCAAUCUGACACGCCCCCCAAUACUUACAUAGUGCUGGACCCCAAAGAUAACAUCAAAAACAUGAAGUACGAGUCGAUCGAGGUUUGUCAGAAGUCCGUCGUACAGUUACAUCUGACCAAGUCCCCGGGAGAAACGGAGUUUGGUUUUACGGUGGAGGCGGAGCUAGCGGAGGAUUUUGACAAGGACGAUGAGCUCCGCCUGUAUGUCAGUCAGGUGACCCCCGGGAGUGUGGCACACAAAAGUCUGCUUAGCGUGGGGGACGAGAUUCUAGUCAUUAACAGUAAAAUUGUCUCAGACCUGGACAUGGUCUACAUAGAAACCCUGCUCCACGAGUCCAAGUCUCUAGUCGUCACGGUCCGCUCACUGCGAACCAAUCACUGCCCGGCCGCCGUCACAGGCAGCCAAUCAGAAAUCAGCAACAUGAUGUGUCCUCCUCCACCCUCUCAGUCUCGUAUCCCGGAGAAAGUCAUUGAAAAUCUCACUGUGCCAUCACCCAAAGAAAACUCCAACCAGGAUGAAGUGGAUUGUCUCCGUAAACCUGGUUCCCUGCCCGAUUUAGCUGGUCCCCAGAUAGAUCAUCUGAUUAAGAAUGCAGAGCAGGUGACGGCCAUUUGUCGGACAGGAAGUGAGCCGAGUGUUUUAGAUAGCCACGUCCAUCAUAACUGUAAACCUCUGUCUGAGGCCCAGAAACUACGCAAAGUCAUAAUGGAGCUCAUCGAAACCGAGCGUGCUUAUGUCAAGGACCUGAACUGUCUGACGGAGCAGUACCUGAUCCCCCUACAGUCCGCAACCUUCCUGACCUCCGGCGAGAUCCAACAGUUGUUUGGGAACAUCCAGGAGAUUGUGACCUUCCAGCAGCAGUUCCUGAUCAGCCUGGAGGAGGCCAUUCAGCUGGAGGGGGACUUCUUCCAGACAGAGGACCCCAAGGUCUUCAGGUUCUGGAUUCCAAUCAAGCACCGAGUUCGUAGAGUGCUUUUCUCCCUGGGUGGAUCCUUCCUGUAUUACGCCAACCACUUCAAGGUCUACAGCUCGUUCUGUGCAAGUCACAGCCGAACUCAGAAAAUACUCAACCCAGUGGCUAACGAUGCGUUGAAGGCGUUUCUACACUCACGAAAUCCCGAGCAGCAGCACUCGGCCACACUCGAGUCGUACCUCAUCAAACCCAUCCAGAGGAUACUCAAGUACCCCCUCCUACUGCAGCAGCUGUGUUACCUGACCGACCCAGAUACUGAUGAACAUCAUCACCUCUCAGAGGCCAACAAAGGAAUGGAGGCUGUGGCGGAACAUAUCAACGAGAUGCAGAAAAUCUUUGAGGAGUACGGCACAGUGUUCGAUGAGCUGUGUAAGGUGUUCCGAGAGACUUACCCCCACAAACAGGCGGUGGACCUGAGUGUGGGUGAGCUACAGAUGUAUGGUACGGUGGAGUGGUGUAAUUUGUGCGACAGCCUCGGCAAGAUCAAGAAAGGACUCGAGCUGGAGAACAUCGUGUUUGUGUUCAGGUCUGGCGUUGUGUUCGUCUGCCGCGAGAAAAUCAGGAAAAAGGUCAAAGCCAAGGACAGAAAAAGCGUAACUGAGGUGUUUGAAUCCCAGGAAAGAUUCCGGACGGUCAUUCCCGUACAGGAAGUCCAGGUGCUUUCUGGGAAGCUCGGGGAUAUGGACAACCAUUACUGGUGGGACCUAAUUCACAGUCGCUCAGACAAAGAGGGGCGCCCAGAGAGGGUGUACCAGUUCUGUAACAGCUCUACAGAAGCAAAGACUGAUUUUAUGAAGAUAAUUCGCCAAACAAUUCGUGAAAGUGUUCGUAAGAUGGGGUUACCUAAUGGAAGCCAAGUCAAAAAAACUUAUGUUCCCUAUGGAGGGAAACGCUUGGAGUCCUUGAGCUCCAACAACCGAACUCUCAGCAAGAAAAGGGGAGGUAAAUCUAGCCAGUGUAGUGAGCCUGACAGGCACUCGCUUGAGUUUGAGGAAACGGUGACGUUAAUUGACCAAGCAGACUCGGGGUUCAGGACUCGAAGUAAGACCCUGGGCGAUCUGACGGACGAUGACAACCUGGAGGAGGCUGGACCAGUAAGUAGACCCGCCCACUCGACAGCUGAUGGCUCCGCCCAUUGUAGCUCUGAUAGGCAGAGUGUAAGUUCUUCCAACUCGAGCUUGAGCGUGUCGAGUCGAAACUCGGCUAAGCUCACUCAGGCCAGUGCUAAUCCUGUUAAAUUUACCAGCAACGUUCCGUCGGAGGUUAUUAAUUCUCCCGUGUGGAAGCCGCGGAAUGAAUCUAAUGUAGUGUAUAUCAAAGAGAGACUGACGGCGGUGAACUCUACUAACCCUGAUAGUGUCCCCAGUGACAGAGUAGAUAAUGUCCCCCUCGCUAAGGACACGCCCCCCUUGUCCCUACCCUCAGUCCAACUCAAGGAUACUGAGUGCUGAACUGUGGGCCCAACCCCCCCCCCCCCCCCCCCCCCCCUCCCCCCAAAACCACUCAGUUUUUUAGUCCAUGUCAUUUGUACUUGUUCUUGAAUUUUUUUUCUGUAAAAUUUGCACCAUAUCAAAGUUGGAUACCGCUUUUAUGUGUUUUGUGCACACCUUUGCAAUAUUUAUCUAAUCUGUUUUGUGAUGAAACGUUUUAUUGUAUGAAUUAAUGUCAAAUGUUUUACAAGUAUUUUUGAUCAAUCAAUGUUCAAACGUUAGAUCAAAAGUAAGGUGCAAUAUAUUUUAUGAACUCCAUAUACAUGUACAUAGGAUUGAGAGCACUUCAUUCAAACAUACAUGUACCUAAGUCAUAUUGACUAGUGUUGAUGAGAUGGGAAUUAGGUGUUAGUGUGUAUUCAUUAUUCAGCCAAAUAACUCAGAGUUCUGUGCCAAAUUUGAUGAAGCUUUUAUAGGGAUGCUGCAUCACUCACUUAUUAAUAAACAGGUCUAAACCCGCUAUCUCAAGUCGUAAGGCCCAAGUCUUAUAACCUCCGUGUCUGCUGAAUGUUAAUGGAUUUUCCCCACAAAAUCUCGGGAGUUUACACUGUAUAACUAUAUUAAUAUUAUCAUGGCCAUAGAUUCAGCACACUUCUGUCCUCUUUUUCUCCUGUUUUUUUUUCAAUUAGAUAUUGUAAAUUAAAAUUGAAAUGAACAAAAUGAUUUCUGAUCUGAAUGUUAUGACCUCUGUCAUCUUAUGCUUCUCUUUACUUUAUCAUUACAGUCAUUUGUGUAGCUCUCCUGUCAGUGAAGGUAAUUUAGUACUUUGUAGUGAACAGCAUUAAUUUUUCUUUUUGCAACAAAACCUGCAAGAUUUGUCUCCCCCCUUAACACUGCUUGAGAUUUUUGUUUUAGACGUAGAUUUUACGAGAGAAAAAGGUCAAUAACUCUUACACGCAAACUUGGAAUUGCAUAUUACAUUGUUUAUUUUUUUUUUUUUAGGAUAAUUUUAUCAAAAUUUAUUUUCUGGGGUGAGGGUGCAUGUAUUGAUUUAAGAUAAUGCAUGAUCAAACGUGUCAAAAUUCAGUGACAAAAGUGAACAUUGUGCACUAAUAAAGCCAGUCAUGCAUGACUCUGUAGCUGUUUUAUAGAUAUCAAUGACCCAAGAAUCAUCAAUUUAUAGUGGAUAUCAUUUAAAGAAUAUUUCAUUUUGAAUGCUACUUACUUCAAAUUAAAAUUUGAGUCUUCAAACAUAAGGUUAAUAGGUCUUUUCUCAUGAAAUAGCUGUAUGACUUUUCAUUUCAUUUAAACGUUUCAUAAUUUUUGAUCAUCAUAUUCACAUGGUCAUAUUCCAACUCUUGAGAAAAUGUGUCCGCCCCGACUACCGUAUUUACUUUUCCUCUCCCCAUACAAACCCUCAAACACAGAUAUGGGACAUGUAUCCAACAGAUAGCUGUAUACCAAGAUGGCUGACCUUAAUUAAUUGUACCUUAUGUUUCAUUAUUGUAUACAAAUCCAAUUUAUCAUGCAUAUGGAAUGUCGAUCUUGGGCUUUGAUUAAACGAACCAUAGUACAUUGUACUAGUGUUGAGUUUUCCUUGACUUUAGCAGGGACUGUGCAAUAAUGGGCAUGCUUGUUUGCUAACAAUCUGAGUCUGAGUAGAUUAUACUGGUGGUGUGUAGUUAUUUUUAUACUCCACGUUAGACUGUUAUAUAAUGCUUUAGAGCUGUACUGUAUUAUAAAUGACAUGUCUGUGAUGUGUAGAGUCAAAAUAAUGUGUCAUCGAUAUCAAGCAUCAAGUUAUACAUAAAUGGUGAUGACUACAUUUCUAUUCAUACUGCUGUAAAAAAAUAUAGUGAUUUUUUUAAUGAUGAAAUUGUCAAAGUUAGGAGAUUGCUCUGUUUUACUAGAAAAUCAACGAAAUGGGAUGAAGAUGAGUUACAUGUAUUACAUAUCUGAUUUCUGUUCCAAAGUUUAUAUUCUGAAUGUUUGGCUGAGAUGUCCAGUAUGGUACAGUGCUUCAGGUUUUCAAUGUAUUGCUUUGUCUUUCUACCCUAUCCAUAGACAGAGUUGGGGGAAUAACUUGGGACACAUCUAACUAACCGUUCUGACCAGAGAAACCGGCUCAGCGUUUCUGUGUUUGGACCAUGUGGAUCAUGGGACAAGAAACUGACUCCGUCUGUUAUGGAGUUGUUAUCAUCACGGAAUCACGGAAUUCAUGAUUAUUUAUGUAUCGUAACUUGGUCAUCAUAUUACAUUCUGUAACUUGGUCAUCAUACUACAUUCUGUAACUUGUUCAUCAUAUUACAUUCUGUAACUUGUUCAUCAUGUUACAUUCUGUAACUUGUUCAUCAUAUUACAUUCUGUAACUUGUUCAUCAUAUUACAUUCUGUAACUUGUUCAUUAUGUUACAUUCUGUAACUUGUUCAUUAUGUUACAUUAUGUAGCUUUUUCAUCAUGUUACAUUUUGUAAAUCAAAAUUAUCAUAUUACAUUUGCAACAUGUUCAUCAGGUUACAUUCUGUAACUUGUUCAUUAUAUUACAUUCUGUAACUUGUUCAUUUUGUUACAUUCUGUAACUUGUUCAUUACUUUACAUUUUGUAAUUUGUUUUUGAAUUGCCUGAAUGUGCAAGAGCUGAUCUAUUUAUUAUAUUAACUGUUACUGAGUGUUACUAUGACGAUAAUGAUGAUAUAAAGUUUGUAAACAACACUGUUAUAUAUAUGUUGUUAAUUAGGUCACUGUCAAAAAUAAACAACAAAAACCAU